AUGCAGGCAUUCCUCAUUAUGGACUAUAUCCCUGGCCGAUCGCUAGAUUUACACAGUCUGGUAAACGAAACAGAGCAACGUCGAACGCAAUUCUUCUCAGAACUCAUUGACAUAUUUGUCCAGUUGGGGAAAUUGGAGUUCCAUGCUGUAGGCUCAUUGAUUCCAGAUCCAACUGGUCAGUCGAAAUACGUUGUGGGCAAUUUUCGUUCUAUGCCAAUGAACGAACUUCAAAUGCAAAAACAACGACGGCGGCAAUUGACAUUCACAUCAGCAACUCGGUUCGUUGAUGAACUGUAUGAUAUUCUUUUAGAAUUAUAUCGGAUGCCUAUCGAAGAACUAUCCCGCGAAACCGCAGAGCUCGAGCUGUUCGCACUCCAUAUCCUGGCAAAGGAGAUUCCCAAGAUUCUUGAUUCCCACUCGGAUCAGGGGCCAUUUGUGCUUACCCAUGCCGACCUGAGGUGCGCCAACAUCAUCGUCGAUGAUGACUUCCACAUCCGGGGUAUUAUAGAUUGGGAGUGGGCAAGUACCGUUCCUCGACAAUUUUUUACACCACCACCGUGGAUUACAGGGCAUGACAUUGAUUCUCUCCGUGGAAUUUCAAAGGACAUUUAUGCAGAAUUUUGCCACGUCCUGCAGGCAAAGAGCAAGGUCUCCAGUGAUUACGACCAGCUGCUGGAAGCCUGGGACUCUGAUCACACACUGACACUGCCCCUGACCCGGAUCCUUCAACACCCCACCAGUCUUAUUUGUGUAUUCUACAGGGCUAUUUAUCCUAAAAUGUUCCGGGAAACCCGCCACGAAUUCGUUCCAAGGUUUUUUAAAAGUUACAGGAAUUGGCUACUAGAGUUGGAGAUUCGACAACGCUUGGAUGCGUCUUGUCGAUACACACAGUAUUUGAAGGACAGCGGAUUGUUUGUCGUUGACGAACAAUCCCAGAAGAUUAACGAGUGGCUGCUCAGGGGACCGUCUAUAUGUUUACUGCGGGAGCUUGUGCACAACAAUAAUAAGAUCAAAGAGGAUGUCUGGUACUAUAAUGGUCUGAACCUCACUAUCAGCGAAGCGCUCAAUUACAUCCCAGCUCAAGACGCAGCUUAA
Messenger RNA from Metarhizium brunneum ARSEF 3297, 1095 nucleotides. RefSeq lists its product as uncharacterized. NCBI's taxonomy places the organism in Eukaryota, Fungi, Ascomycota, Sordariomycetes, Hypocreales, Clavicipitaceae. The record is from RefSeq and is a predicted model, not a curated record.